UAAUAUUUUAGUACAUAAAGAUACAAUAAAAUUAGCAGAUUUUGGACGUUCAUUUGAAACGGGGAAGGGUUGUGAUAAUACUGAAGUAUGGGGAGUAAUGCCUUAUGUGGAUCCUAAAAUGCUCGAUCAAACAGUUCCAUAUAAGCUAAACGAGAAAUCUGAUAUAUAUUGUUUGGGAUUUUUAUUCUGGGAGUUAACUAGCCGCACGUCACCUUUUGAUGGUCUUGGAGAUUAUGAUGUUACGCUGAAGAUACUUAGUGGUGUGAGAGAAGAACCUGUUCCGAACACGAAUGUUAAAUUUAUUGGACUUUAUCAAAAAUGUUGGAAACAAGAACCGGAUGAACGAUCAAAUAUUUCCGAAGUAAACGAAACACUUAGUAGUAUUGAUUCUGAAAACAAUAAUGUGUCUACUGUUCCUUAUUCUAAAGGAAGCGAAGAAAGUGAAAAAACAGAGUUUGAACAUUCCUGUCAAAUUGAUUAUGUCGGUUAUGUGAAAUUGAUUUAAAUUUGCUUUGUCGAGAACUGUAGAUUAUUCACAUACUUUUUAGAUUUUUUCGUAUAUAACUGUUUUCACUCAAAGAGAGUAUAUAAUAAAAGCUUUAUUUUUUUUAUUACGUAAUACAUAUUAUGAAGUGAUGAUG
Molecule: messenger RNA, 641 nt
Organism: Rhizophagus irregularis DAOM 181602=DAOM 197198
Lineage: Eukaryota; Fungi; Glomeromycota; Glomeromycetes; Glomerales; Glomeraceae
Source: RefSeq, a predicted model, not a curated record